Messenger RNA from Onychostoma macrolepis, 5107 nucleotides. It is a transcript of the gene eml4, whose product is annotated as echinoderm microtubule-associated protein-like 4. The record is from RefSeq and is a predicted model, not a curated record. Gene Ontology annotation, molecular function: microtubule binding. Gene Ontology annotation, cellular component: mitotic spindle. The coding region runs from base 424 to 3459 and encodes 1011 amino acids. Gene Ontology annotation, biological process: microtubule cytoskeleton organization. The transcript has 24 exons. Lineage: Eukaryota; Metazoa; Chordata; Actinopteri; Cypriniformes; Cyprinidae.
AGUAGUGCGCACUAGAGUACUAGAGAGAUCUCGUGCUGAGAUGCUGCGUAAUGUCAGUGCGCGGCGCAGUUGGGGUUUGGGCAGCAGUGAGCGCUGCUCUGCGUCUGAAGGGAAGCUCGCCGUGCCAAAGCAGGCGGAGUCGGAAACGCGAAAGCCCAGCGCUCCUUAUACUCCCUCCCCCGCCGGAGGUGUAAACGAUCGUGGUGGAGCAGCUCAGGGAGCCGCCGUGAUCGACUGCCCCAGAAAAGCGCUGCGUUAUCCGGACGGAGAUCCAGCCGCCAGUCGGUCGUCCCGUUGUUCUUGCAUUUAAGCGCAUCCAGAGGAGCCGGUGUGACAUUACACGAGCUCUUCCCUUUCUUCUCAAAUAGAGGACGAAUUCCCCCAGUCGCCCCAGGAAUAUCUCCCUGGAUUUUUACCCCAGAAAUGGACGGUUUCGCCGGUAGUUUAGAUGACAGUAUUUCUGCAGCGAGCACAUCAGACGUGCAGGACCGCCUGUCGUCUCUGGAGCUGCGGGUGCAGCAGCAGGAGGAUGAGCUGACGGUGAUGAAGGCUGCGCUGGCAGACGUGCUCAGACGUCUGGCUCAGUCGGAGGACUCCGCUGCUGCUGCCAAAAAACAGCAAAGCGGCAAAGGUCAGACCCCGCUGCGAGAGGCUUAUUCAAUGUCCUGUAUUGCCAAUGGCAGUUCCAGCGGCCGCAAAUCUCACAGAGAUAGUUCCACAGUGUCCGUAGCCAGGAAAGAGACACUCUCCUCUGCCGCCAAGAGUGGUGGCGAGCGGAAAAAAGACAAGCCUCCGAUGGAGGGGAUCAAGGAGAAAGAGGAGCCGCCACAGGCUAACGAUAAAACCCCCUCAGCGCCCAGCACCCCUCAGGCACCGUCCCCUUCCAGCAACCCCCCCUCCCCUCAUCCCCCACAGCCCCACAGACAGCUUUCGGAGAACAAGGGGUCAACCCCAGCCAAAAGGGGUAGCAGUGCGAAGCGUGGAGGAAUGGAGCGUUCUCAGAGUAGCACGUGGGACAGCGGAGAGGAGAGCAGGAAUAAGCUGGUGAAAGCAGCCUCCACUUCCAAACUGCUGUCCAAAGUGGUGAAGAAUGCAGAGAAACACAGAGAUCCAGUCAUCAGCCAAGCUAAAAUGUCAACCCGUGAAAAAAACAGUCAAGAGGGAGAAUAUAUUAAAAUGUUCAUGCGAGGACGACCCAUCACGAUGUUCAUCCCAUCGGACGUGGAGAAUUACGACGAUGUCCGCACCGAACUUCCCCCAGAGAGACUCAAACUGGAGUGGGUAUAUGGCUACAGGGGACGUGACUGCCGUGCAAAUGUGUACUUGCUACCUACCGGGGAGAUCGUAUAUUUCAUCGCCUCAGUGGUUGUGCUCUUCAACUACGAGGAGAGGACACAGCGGCACUAUUUAGGACACACUGACUGUGUCAAAUGUCUUGCUGUUCACCCGGAUAAGAUCCGUAUCGCCACAGGACAGAUAGCAGGCGUGGAUAAGGAUGGCAGGCCGCUUCAGCCUCACGUGAGAGUCUGGGACUCCGUCAGUCUGUCCACGCUGCAGAUCAUCGGCCUCGGCACCUUUGAGAGAGGAGUUGGAUCCCUCGCUUUCUCUAAAGCCGACUCAGGCAUUCAUCUCAGUGUGAUUGAUGACUCUAAUGAGCACAUGCUCACUGUGUGGGACUGGCAGAAGAAGUCAAAAAUCGCUGAGAUAAAGACAACCAAUGAAGUGGUCUUAGUGGUGGAGUUUCACCCGACUGACGCCAAUACCAUUGUCACAUGUGGGAAAUCCCAUAUCUUCUUCUGGACCUGGAGCGGUUCCUCACUCGCCCGCAAACAAGGCAUCUUUGGUAAAUACGAGAAGCCCAAAUUUGUGCAGUGUUUGGCCUUCCUCAAUAAUGGAGACAUCCUGACCGGAGACUCAGGAGGAAUCAUGCUGAUAUGGACCCGCAGCACCGCUGAACCAGCACCAGGGAAAGGGCCGAAAGGAGCGUUUCAGAUCACGCGUCAGAUCAAGGCUCAUGACGGCAGCGUCUUCACUCUGUGUCAGAUGAGGAACGGCACUCUGCUCACAGGGGGCGGCAAAGACCACAAGAUCAUUCUGUGGGACCACGACCUGAAUCCAGAGAGAGACAUCGAGGUCCCAGAUCAGUAUGGCACUAUUCGUGCAGUAGCUGAGGGCAAGGGCGAGCAGUUUCUGGUGGGCACUUCACGUAACUUCAUUCUGAGAGGCACCUUCAACGAUGGAUUCCAGGUGGAAGUGCAGGGACACACAGAUGAGCUGUGGGGUCUGGCCGCCCACCCGUUCAAGGACCUGUUCCUCAGCUGUGCUCAGGACAGACAGGUGUGUCUGUGGAACUCAGUGGACCACACACUGGAAUGGACCAGACUGCUGGACGAGCACGGGCACUGCGCAGAUUUCCAUCCUAGCGGUUCGGUUGUUGCCAUUGGUACUCACUCAGGGAAGUGGUAUGCUCUGGACGCAGAGACGCGCGACCUGGUGGCCAUUCACACAGACGGCAAUGAGCAGCUGUCCGUGAUGCGCUACUCUGUCGAUGGCACGCUGCUGGCAGUGGGAUCACAUGAUAACUUCAUUUACCUCUACACGGUGUCGGAUAAAGGACGCAAGUACAGCAGAUGUGGGAAAUGCACUGGACAUUCCAGCUACAUUACACAUCUUGACUGGUCCCCCGACAACAAGUUUAUCAUGUCCAACUCAGGAGACUACGAAAUCCUUUACUGGGACAUUCCAAACGGUUGUAAGUUGAUUCGUAACCGUUCUGAGUGCAAGGACAUCGACUGGGCCACAUAUACCUGCGUGCUGGGAUUCCACGUCUUUGGUGUUUGGCCGGAGGGCUCAGAUGGGACAGAUAUCAAUGCACUUGUGCGAUCUCACAACAAGAAGGUGCUCGCUCUGGCUGAUGACUUCUGUAAAGUUCACCUAUUCCAGUACCCCUGCUCAAGACCGAAGGCCCCAAGCCACAAGUACAGCGCCCACAGCAGUCAUGUGACAAAUGUGAGCUUCAUGCACAGCGACAGUCAUCUGAUUUCAACGGGCGGCAAGGACAUGAGCAUCAUGCAGUGGCGUCUGGUGGAGAAGACCUCGUCCUUGGUGCACAGCGACUCCAGCUUGGGCCUGGGUGAUUCCCUGCUGCACAACUCCACCCCUCGCACCCUGCCGUCGGUACCCAGCGUUCCCCACACUCUUACUGAGCCCUUGCCGGUGCCAGCCUCGCUUCGCCUCAGCACCCAACCUGACACCAACACUCCCCCUCCCACUCCCCCCGAACCCCUGCACACGGUUACUCCUAAUGGACAGCAGGACGGCUCUCCUGAAACCCCACCGCCUUCGGAUGAGGCCACGCCCCCAUCCGACAGCACCCUGAGCCCCAAGGACAGCCUAGAGCCUAGCGACGAUACGGCCACACCCAGUGAUGAGGGCACGACCUUUAACCCUCCCUUAUAAGGUGGCCCGACCCCUUCUCUCGCCUGCUCGAUAGCCCGCCCAAAGGCACCAGCAUGUCACUGCAGCCUUCCUGUCGGAUUACAAAAGCAGGGUCUCCUCAGUUUUUAUCCUUUCAAGAUUUUCUUUUUGUUUUUCGUGUCUUAGUUUGUUGUUAUGUUGACAUUCAGUAGAUGUGGUUGUGGAGGCAUUGGUUUGGAUUGGAUGGUGAGAGAUUUGGAAUGUGUAAUUAAAAACCUUUGGAAAGAUUUAGAACACAUACAAGUUUACACUGACACACACACACACACACAAACACUAAUACACAUAUGCAUAGACACAUCAGUAACUGUGAUACAUUAAAAAAGAGAAGAAAAACAAUUUACCAGUUUUACAUACAAACAACAUGCAUCUUCAUAUAAACGGACAAAUACAACAUAAAAUGGACAUAUGCUUUCAAUUAAUUGGCAUUUGUCAUAUACAUCAAUAUACUUAUUGAUUAAGGAUCAGUAACUAAGGGUGAAUUAAGCUGAAUUACAGAACCUUUUCCACACUUUCCUCACCCAAAAAUGAGUGUUCUUUUUUAUUUACUCAUCCUCAUGUCAUUCCAGACCUGUAUGGCUGACUUUUUUAUGUGGAACACAAAUAUUUCAUAAAUGUUUUGAAGAUGUUUCAAAGAUCUUUUGAGGAUCUUUCGAAGAUGUUUUGAUGAUCUUUAGGAGAUCUUUCGAAGAUCUUUCUAUAAUCGAAAGAUCCUUGAAAGAUUUGACAGAAGAUCUUUUGAGGAUCUUUCAAAGAUGUUUUCGAGGAUCUUUCGAAAAUCGUUUGACUGUUAUUGUCCUUAGAACAAAAGUCAAUUGGGUCCAAAUCAACACUGGACUCCUUUGACUUUUAUUCUUCAAAAUAUAAUUUUAUUUGUUGUGCAAAAGGCAAGUCAAGUCAUACAGGUCUGGAACGACAUGAAGUUGAGUAAACAAUGUUCAUUUUGAACUAUCUCUUUAAAUGAGUAAAGCUUAAAAAAAAUCACAUGAUGUUCAUUUGUAUUCUCUCGCUCUCUGGGAACAUUGGUGGAGGACUGCAUGUAAAGCUAAUUUGUGUGCUUGCAUAGCAUCUGUCCCUGAGCCAAAAACUACAGGACUUGUAUGUCUGGUGACGCCAGGCAGGUGCCCCUGGUUCAUUGGUCGGACUCAAGGACCUCAACAAUUCAAGCUGCUUCUGCAGGUCACCAUGGUCAUGGACACCUUGAAUUUCAACUCGGCACAAUUAUCGCCGCUUUACAGAAGAGUAGCCAUAAACAGAAGAGCACUUCAUUCAGUACAAACACAAGUAACACAUACUCGCACAAGCCUGACCUGCCUCAAAAUGGGGUCUGCAUGGCGAUAGCUGAGCUAUUUUUUAUAAAUAAAUAAAAAAAUUUCAGUCUCAUCCGCCUGUCUAAAGAUGCCGUACCACCCUCACAUCUCCCUCAGUUUCCUCUGUUGGACUGGAGAACCUCCUCUAUAUUCAUACCAUCCGUUUUAGCCUUGCAUCCAAAUGACUCUUCUCACUGAGACUGCAUUGUUUUUAGGUUUCAUUUUGGAACUGUUUUUCUUGUCAUUUUGUUCAUUGGACUGAGAUGUUCUUGUUUUUUAUCGAAUGAGAGAAACGAAAGAUUAAACGAGUCUUAAAUGUG